This is a messenger RNA of Perognathus longimembris pacificus (Pacific pocket mouse), 3757 nucleotides long. RefSeq names its product myocardin (gene Myocd). Gene Ontology annotation, biological process: smooth muscle cell differentiation; cardiac muscle cell differentiation. The record is from RefSeq and is a predicted model, not a curated record. Lineage: Eukaryota; Metazoa; Chordata; Mammalia; Rodentia; Heteromyidae. Bases 243 to 3209 code for a protein of 988 amino acids. The transcript is spliced from 14 exons.
CCUGGCUAAGCGUUGAUUAGCCCCCCCCACCCCCCACACCGCACAACAAGAGGGGGGAGGCGCCAGUUUUCUGGGGACACUGGCUGCCACCGUACUUGCACAUACUCCUGCCCAGGGGAGCUCCCAGAGACUUGGAUGCAUUCUGGGUGGUUAGCUGUGGUCAGCUGGGCUCUCGGGAGCCUGCUCGUGGUGGAACACAGGGGACGUCUGGCAAAGGGACCAGCGGCUUGCUGAGACUCAACAUGACACUUCUGGGGUCUGAGCAUUCUUUGCUGAUUAGAAGCAAGUUCCGAUCAGUUUUACAGUUACGACUUCAGCAGAGACGGACCCAGGAGCAACUGGCUAACCAAGGUAUCAUACCACCACUGAAAAGCCCAACUGAAUUCCAUGAGCAAAGAACAAAAUUGGAUAGUGACAAGACUGAAGAUUCUCUGAAGCACAAGGGUAGAAACAGGUCUGACCGUGCCCACUUGCUUAAUAUGCACAUACUCCAAGCCUCCGCUGCAGAAAGAUCCCUUCCAACAACUGCUCAGAUGAAGCUGAAACGAGCGCGCCUCGCAGACGAUCUCAAUGAAAAGAUUGCUCUCCGACCAGGGCCUCUGGAACUGGUGGAAAAGAAUAUCCUCCCUGUGGAUUCCACUGUGAAGCAAGCCAUCAAAGGGAAGCAGGUGAGCUUUUCCAAGGCUGCAGAUGCAUUUGCCUUUGAAGAAGACAGCAGCAGUGAUGGGCUCUCUCCAGUUCACACUCGAAAUGAAGACCCCCAGAGCGCUGCAGGAUCUCCCCAAGAUGGGAAAGCCACAGAAGCCCCUUUGGCAGGACCUGUGGGAACAAUUCAGGAUCACAUAUUGGGCUCAGAAAAUGAUAAGAAUAAUUCCACCACUCAGCCCAGUAACCAGUCUGACUCUGGGAAGCAUGGGCUCAACGCUUCCAUUCCUGUGCAUGCAGCUGUAAAGUCCAAGACCUUGGGUGACAAUAAGAACCGCCACAAAAAACCCAAAGACCCCAAGCCAAAGGUGAAGAAACUCAAAUACCACCAGUACAUUCCUCCAGACCAGAAGGCAGAGAAGUCCCCACCCCCUAUGGACUCAGCCUAUGCCAGGCUGCUCCAGCAGCAGCAGCUCUUCCUGCAACUGCAGAUCCUCAGCCAGCAGCAGCAGCAACAGCAGCAGCAACAGCACCGGUUUAGCUAUCCGAGGAUACACCAAGCACAGCUCAAAGAACCAAAUGAACAGAUGGCCAGAAAUCCAAACUCAUCUUCAACACCACUGAACAAUACCCCUCUGUCUCCUGUCAAAAACAGUUUUUCUGGACAAACUGGUGUCUCUUCUCUCAAACCAGGUCCUCUCCCACCUAACCUGGAUGAUCUCAAGGUUUCCGAAUUAAGACAACAGCUUCGAAUCCGAGGCUUGCCUGUGUCAGGCACCAAGACGGCUCUCAUGGACCGGCUCCGACCCUUCCAAGACUCUUCUGGAAACCCUGUGCCCAACUUUGGGGACAUAACCACGGUCACUUUUCCUGUUACACCCAGUGCCCUGCCCAGUUACCAGUCCCCCCCUUCCACCAGUGCCUUAUCCAAUGGCUUCUACCACUUUGGCAGCACCAGCUCCAGCCCACCCAUCUCCCCAGCUUCAUCUGACCUGUCGGUGGCCGGGUCCCUGACGGAUACCUUCCAAGAUGCGUCCCCAUCCUUUGGCCUGCACCCAUCUCCCGCGCACGUGUGCACGGAGGAGAGUCUCCUGAGCAGUCUGAACGGGGGCUCGGCUCCCUCUGAGCUGGAUGGGCUGGACUCGGAGAAGGACAAAAUGCUGGUGGAGAAGCAGAAGGUGAUCAACGAGCUCACCUGGAAGCUGCAGCAGGAGCAGAGGCAGGUGGAGGAGUUGCGGAUGCAACUGCAGAAGCAGAAGGGCCAGCACUGCGCGGAUGAGAAGGCACUGCCGCCUUUCCUGGCAGUCUCCAUCAAGCAGGAGGACGCUGUCUCCAGCUGCCCCUUCGCAGUCCAGCCAAUACCCACAGGGCAGGGCAGCGGCCCCGAGGGCCAGGCGCAGACUGCCAGGGACGCAGCUCCGCUCCUGCCCCUUGGGAAGGUGCACUGUGUAGAGUCCUCGAGUCAAAGCAACGUACUGUCUUCCACAUUCCUCAGCCCACAGUGCUCCCCUCAGCAUUCGCCGCUGGGGGCUGUGAAAAGCCCACAGCAUAUCAGCUUGCCUCCUUCACCCAACAACCAGUACUUCCUACCUGGGGCUCAGGGGGAAGGGCACAGGGUCUCCUCCCCUGUGUGCAGCAGCCAGGCAUGCCCCCCACAGAACUCAGGAGCACACCACAGCAAUACCCCCAGCUUCUCUCCCUCACCUUCCAGCCUCCAUCCACCUUUCUCUGGGGCCCAAACAGACACCAGUCAUGGUGCUGGGAGCAACCCUUGUCCUAAAAGCCCAAGUGUACAGCCAAAGAUGGCUGGCUUACACUCUGCUGAUAAGACGGGGCCCAAGUUCUCAAUUCCAUCCCCGACUUUUUCUAAGUCAAGUUCAGCUGUUCCAGACAUAACCCAGCCUCCAUCUUAUGAAGAUGCAGUAAAACAGCAAAUGACUCGGAGCCAGCAGAUGGAUGAACUUUUGGAUGUCCUUAUUGAAAGUGGAGAAAUGCCAGCUGACGCCAGAGAGGAUCAUUUAUGUCUUCAGAAAGUUCCAAAGAUAUCCCGUUCUUCCCGCAGCCCCACUGCCAUCCUCCCUAAGCCUUCAGCCUCCUUCUCACAGUCGUCCCCCGAAGGAGGCCAGCUCCCCUUUGACCACUACCCCACUGACAGUGAGGAACACCUGGAGGUCUUGCUAAAUUCCCACAGCCCUGUGGGAAAGGUGAGCGAUGUUGCUCUGCUCAAGAUUGGGAGCGAGGAGCCUACUUUUGAGGGGAUAAUGGAUGGCUUCUCUGGGAAGUCUGCGGAAGAGAUCUUCAAUGCCCAUGAGAUCCUGCCCGGUCCCCUCUCUCCCAUGCACACCCAGUUCUCACCCUCAUCGAUGGACAGCAAUGGUCUGCAGCUGAGCUUCACAGAGGCUCCGUGGGAGACCAUGGAGUGGCUGGACCUCACCCCACCUGGCUCCACCCCAGGCUUCAGCUCCCUGGCCACCAGUGGCCCCAGCAUCUUCAACAUCGACUUCCUGGAUGUCACAGAUCUUAAUUUGAAUUCCCCCAUGGAUCUUCACUUACAGCAGUGGUAAGAUGCAAAAGGGCAACCAACAGGGUCCCAUGGGGGAAAGCCACAAGCCACAAAUAUUGACAUCAUCCAAUAUGAAGAAGAACAUUGAAAAAGAAGACAGGAAAACAUCUGUGACCAUCCACAAAUACCAAUGGACAUCAAUUAAAAAAGAAAAAACAAAGACAAAACUAUAUCCAUAAUGUGAUAAACAUUCAGUAUUAUUUCAGCAAUACAUUCAAAAAUGUGCUUUCUCCAAUGAAGGAUGCCAAAAAAAUUCUCACUGCCUUUUCUAAUAUUAGUAUUGUUUCUUUCUGGCCCAUAGAUUUGUUUUCCCCUUCAGGCAUUGUUAGGGCAUAAGCUCAACACUGUAAGCUUUUGACCUGAAUUUAGUAGACAUACUGUGGAAAGAAAAUGUCAAGUCUUUGGGGGGAGUACAGCAAAGCCAGUCUCUCAAAGUUUACAGAAGAUACACCCACGGAAAGGUUACUUCCUGUAUCUCCAUUAUGUGUCUUUCCAAAGAGCUGCCAGACCCAGCUCCAUUAAUGGGGUACCUUGAGGAAGAGAAGUGGG